Messenger RNA from Priapulus caudatus, 266 nucleotides. RefSeq names its product sucrase-isomaltase, intestinal-like. The record is from RefSeq and is a predicted model, not a curated record. NCBI's taxonomy places the organism in Eukaryota, Metazoa, Priapulida, Priapulimorpha, Priapulimorphida, Priapulidae. Gene Ontology annotation, molecular function: alpha-1,4-glucosidase activity. Gene Ontology annotation, biological process: carbohydrate metabolic process.
AUGAACGAACCAGCGGUGUUCGGUACGAACCUCGACCGACCCUUCAACUGGCCGGAGGAUGAGAAGCCAUACUGGAGCCUGAAGUGUGCGGUGAACGAAUGGGACGACCCGCCCUACAAGCCUAAGUCUAUAUACGGUGAUGGGGGUGUAGAUAGGCUGUCCGUGAAGACACUGUGCAUGGUGGGAGAGCAAGGAGAUGCGGCAGAGUACAAACACUACGACGUACACAGCCUGUACGGAUGGAGUCAGUCAGAACCCUCGCUCAA